UCACGUCUCAAAGCGUUCGACCUAUCACUUAUGAUUGAUUGCUUAUAACAGAUAAAGGUGGGAGACUUGUAUCGGAGCAGCACAGAAAGACGAAGAAAGCGCUGGCUGUAGUAACGGAGGCAGACGAACUCGAAGAAAGAGAAAGCCAUGAUUCCUAGGAAGACAAUAUGGAUCCCGAGUCAUCUGCGCCCCUGGAGCGAUCGACGUCACAGCUCUCCGCGACCUCGGUCUCGGCCUCUGCCUCAGCCUCAGCACGGGUCACUCGAAACCAUUCCACGCGCGCAAAGUCCAAGUCUAGGAAAUUGAUUUCGCAACCCUCAAGCUCAGCUUCGUCUAUCGCCGCCUCUGACAAGUCUCUCACUUCAUUUCCUUCAUUCUCUCCCCAGUCACCUCACCGCGAAUUUUCCUUGGCCACUCCCGAAUCUUCGUCUUCUACGAUCAAUGCCGAGAGAAAACUUUCCGAGGUCAUGACUACUACCACAACCUCCAUCGUUGAUACUUUGACGUCAUCCGAAAACCAGAAGUCGGCCCGUAAUGCGCUGUUCGACGACACUCUCCUAGCUCCAAAAAAGAUACCCGGUGCCCUCCACCACGCCGAUGAUAAGCACAUUGAACGUUUAAUCGCGAAACAUGGGGCUGUUAAUCUCGUGCGCCAGAUCGCUGAGGAUCUAGCGCAUCGUGACCAUCAGAUUGCGAAAUUGAGGAGGAGAGCGGACGAGAGAGAGAGGGCGCUGCGAAAAAUACUACUUGGGUGCGGAUUAUCUAGUUUGGACCUCGAAACGAAACUCCGUGCGGUAGAAGCAGAACUGCAAUCACAGAACAAGAUAGAAUGUGCUUCGACAGGUGAUGUCUCCGGUAUGAUGAGUGAUGCGAUGCACGAAUCCAUGUCUUACAACGCCUUGGGCAUCAACGAACCAAACGACGCGACCCUCAGAGCAACGAGCUUAUCCGUUCCAAAAGACAGCAAUGCAAAUAAAGGCACAAUAAAAACUUUAAAGGAUUAUCUAUGGGGUGGUGGUACGAGUAGAAAGACUAGCAGAGCAGGUAGCAUCAACGAAGAAAUUACCAAAACGGUCAUUCGUGCACCAACUCCUGGAGAUCGACGACCUGUUAUCCAAGAAGACCUCUUCACCCCACCGGAUGCCGAAUCUAUACGAAGCUCAAGUCGCGCUUCGAGCAUCUACUCAAAGGAUGCAAAUAGAAAACCCUCGGCAUCAUUUGCAAGCAUGGCUUUGCAGCUUGUAGCUGGGAAAGCCUCGAUCCGCGAUUCUGACUCUGUUAGGGGGAGGUCAAAUUCCGCAGGUCAGGGUGGUUCUGUGAGGUCCUCGUCCAACGCUAGCUCUAACACAGGAGCCUCGAACCGAGCCGUAUCUUCGCAAGGGGGUCCUAAGGCGCUGAUGUCGAUGCGACGAUCGACCCCCAAACCAUCAAGUAUUCAACAUUUGCGACCACGUGAGAGAUGGGAAAGCAUAGGGGCAAAUCCGGAGAGUCCGUCAGCAAUAAGGUCUGAUAACUAUGGACCUGUUGAAAUGGAUACCAUAUUUUCCCCAGAGGGCCAACCGCCUGCUUUAUCACAACUCUAUAACAAUCACAAUGACGGCGAGUACUUGAUUGAUCGCUUUGGCUUCAUCUACGAUCAACGACGAAAGAAGAGACAACGCGAAGCAAACCAGGUCGCUCUUCAGAUGAAGAAGGGGCAUGAAAUGCUUUCUGGUGGAAGGUCGAACAUCUCGCCUAAUUUGCUUGAAGAUGAUGCAGCUUCGAUUCCAAACCUCGGCAGCGAUGGUCGCUCUGCGAGCCCCACGUCCAUUGAAGAACCUGUUGAACAGGGUAGGCCAAAACGAUGGCAGGAUUACCUCAAGAUUGCCACUUUUCCAACUGAACUACUCUCUCACACACCUUCUAUGACGGCCUCGAAUAUACAGGUCCUAGAAGGGACUGAGCCACCCAAGUCCCCAAGCCUGAUCAACUCGGACGACCGAGGUUUCGUCCCAUCCGCCUAUACAACUACUUCGGCUCUAGACAGAGAAGCGAGCCCGAAACAGGACGAAGAUUCGCCUACUGCCACGUUAGUGCAUGAAGAUACGGAACCUGUAAAGCUUCUUCUUAAGCAGUUGAGCGAUGUUCAUGACACCCUACAAAAAGAUAAGUCCGUCCGCUGGAACGAAUUUCUACGAAAAGUGCGUGCUGAGCGCCGGCGCGAAGGAGAGGCCGCUGCUGCUACUGCCGCCGCCGCCGCGGAGGCUCGUUUCCAGCUAGCGCCUGUCAUGAUUCCUGAAGCCAAGCUUACUGAUGGCGAGACCAUUGGUAUAGCAGAUCUUGGUGUCAAAGGAAAAGUUGGACGUGCAAAAUGGAAUGAAUUUCGAAACCUCGUGCUCGGUGGUAUCCCCGUUGCGCACCGACCCAAGAUCUGGGCAGAAUGCUCUGGUGCUCUUUCUAAGAGGACGCCCGGCUAUUAUAUGGACCUUGUCACACGACCCAGCGAUGCUGACGAUGCGGCCGUUAUCUCUCAGAUCGAAAUGGAUAUCAACCGUACGCUUACGGAUAACAUUUUCUUCCGCAAAGGACCCGGUGUUCCUAAGCUCAAUGAAGUUCUACGGGCGUAUGCUAGGCACAACCCCGAAGUGGGAUACUGCCAAGGCAUGAAUUUAAUCGCGGCCAAUCUAUUACUUAUCAUGCCGUCUGCCGAGGAUGCCUUUUGGGUCUUCGUGUCUAUCAUUGAACGUAUCUUGCCCCAGGGGUACUAUGACCACAGUCUAAUGGCAUCCCGUGCAGAUCAACAGGUCUUGCGUCUAUACGUCAGGGAAGUCCUCCCUAAGCUAUCUCAACACCUCGAGGCACUAUGCAUAGAGCUUGAAGCCUUGACCUUCCAAUGGUUCCUCAGCGUCUUUACCGAUUGUCUUUCUGCCGAGGCCCUAUUCCGGGUCUGGGACGUGGUGCUUUGCAUCAAUGAUGGCAGCACAUUCCUAUUCCAAGUCGCACUCGCCCUCCUCAAACUCAACGAACGCCAGCUACUAGAUUGCGAUACUCCCGCGUCCAUAUACACUUACAUCAACCACCAGAUGACCAAUCACGCCAUCAGCAUCGACGGCCUAAUUCAAGCCUCCGAGGGUCUUCGACGUGUCGUCCGCAGAGAAGAUGUGGAGGAGCGGAGGACCAAAGCUAUCGAGGCGGAUAAGCAGUUCAUGAAGGAACGGGAAGAACGCAGUCUUCAACGACAACGCAACCAGCAGAAAGGCUUAUCAGUGCCCGCGCUCAUCACGGAAACCAGUGCCUCUGCCACCUCCUCCGCGUGUCCAAGCCCGAUUCCGAACCCAACUAUAAUACGAGAUGAUAGCGAGGGUGGCAGUAUAACGAGCCUGAGCGCCUUGGACGAUGAUGAAACGCAGGAUGGUCACGAGCCGAGAACGCCGAUGCCGGGAGAUGUGGAAGCGUCGUUUGGGCUUGGAGCAUAGGGAUGGGUGGUUAAGUACCUACUUAGGCGCCUGUCUACCUUCCUGCCUGCCCACCUACCUAGGUAAAUAGUUGAAGUGUUAUGCAGGGGAUGUUCAAUAGAAAU
Hypoxylon fragiforme is the source of this 3559-nucleotide messenger RNA. Its product is annotated as TBC-domain-containing protein. The transcript has a single exon. Lineage: Eukaryota; Fungi; Ascomycota; Sordariomycetes; Xylariales; Hypoxylaceae. Bases 168 to 3455 code for a protein of 1095 amino acids. The record is from RefSeq and is a predicted model, not a curated record.